UUGUCUGCAGUCAAAGAUGGCGGUACGGAAGAAAGACGGCGGCCCGAAUGUCAAAUAUUUCGAAGCGUCUGAUACAGUCUCUCAGUUUGAUAAUGUGCGCGUCUGGCUGGGAAAGAAUUACAAAAAGUACAUCCAAGCAGAGCCCCCAACCAACAAGUCUCUGUCCAGUCUUGUUGUCCAGUUGCUCCAAUUCCAAGAGGAAGUGUUCGGCCGACAUGUCAGCAACCCCCCGCUCACCAAGCUGACUAUGAAAUCUUUUCUGGACUUCAAGGCUGGAGGUGCUCUUUGCCACAUCUUGGCGGCUGCCUACAAGUUCAAGAGUGACCAAGGAUGGCGCAGGUUUGACUUCCAGAAUCCAUCCAGGAUGGACCGAAACGUGGAGAUGUUCAUGACGAUUGAAAAGUCCUUAGUGCAGAAUAACUGCUUGAGUCGACCAGUCAUCUACUUGAGUUCUGACAUCGAGGCAAAACUGUUGGGGAAGCUGAAAGACAUCAUCAAGAGACAUCAGGGCUCAGUGACUGAUGACAAAAGCUCCAGCUCCCAUGUUGUUGUUCCGAUUCCCAGCAGCUUGGAAGAAGAGGAGUGGGUACGCCCUGUGAUGAAGAAGGAUAAGCAAGUACUCCUUCAUUGGGGAUAUUUUCCUGACAGUUAUGACACCUGGAUCCCAGCUAGUGAGAUUGAGGCCUCUGUGGAAGAUGCCCCCAGCCAAGAGAAGCCAAGGAAGGUCCAUGCAAAGUGGAUUUUAGACUUGGACCAGUAUAACGAGUGGAUGAAUGAGGAGGACUACGAAGUGGGAGAAGGCCACCCUAAGAGGAAGAGGAUAUCGGCCAAGACUCUUACGGACGAGGUGACCACUCCUGACGAGCGGAGAGACAAGAAGCCCGUCGGUGCCAAGAAGAGGAAGCGUUCACCGUCACCGUCUCCCACACCACCACCGCAGGAAAGCAAGAAGAAGAACGCUAAAAAAGGGCCGACAACCCCGUACACUAAAUCCAAACGGGGCCAGAGGGAAGAGGAACAAGAGGAUCUCAGUAAGGACUUGGAUGACGCAUCACCUGUUCCUGCAUCUGAAGACGGAAAUGCAGUCAAAACGAAUAGCACCAAGAAAGACUCUGAUUCAACACCAGUCAAGGGAGGAGCAGAUAUGGAUGAGCAAGAGGAUGAGUCCAUGGAAGUAACGGGAAAGGAAGAGGAAGAGGGCUCCCCGAGUGUUAAGGGGGAACCGGUCAAAGGCUUGGACCUUCACGAGGACAACGUGACGGAACAGACGCAUCACAUCAUCAUACCAAGCUACGCUGCCUGGUUUGAUUACAACAGCGUUCAUGCUAUUGAGCGUAGAGCCCUUCCAGAGUUCUUCAAUGGGAAGAAUAAAUCUAAAACCCCUGAGAUCUACCUGGCAUACAGGAACUUCAUGAUUGACACUUACCGACUAAACCCUCAGGAGUACCUCACCUCCACCGCCUGCCGCAGGAACCUGGCUGGAGAUGUAUGCGCAAUCAUGAGAGUCCAUGCAUUCCUAGAGCAGUGGGGACUGAUCAACUACCAGGUGGACUCUGAGAGCCGGCCCACCCCCAUGGGCCCCCCACCCACUUCCCACUUCCAUGUCCUGGCAGACACUCCAUCCAGUCUUGUGCCCUUACAGCCCAAGACGUCCCAGACUCCCACACCCCAGCAGAUGUUGCCCUUCCCAGAUAAAGUGAAGGAUAAACCAGCAGACCUGCAGAACUUUGGCUUACGGACUGAUAUGUACAGCAAAAAGUUGGGCUCUUCGAAGAGCAAGAGUGCAGCAAACUCUAUGAGGGAUUGGACAGAGCAAGAAACACUACUACUACUUGAGGGAUUGGAGCUGUACAAGGACGACUGGAACAAGGUGUCAGAGCACGUCGGCAGCCGCACGCAGGACGAGUGUAUCCUGCACUUCCUUCGCCUGCCCAUAGAAGACCCCUAUCUGGAGGAAAGCUACUCCUCCCUGGGACCACUGGCUUACCAGCCGGUGCCUUUCAGCCAAGCAGGAAACCCCGUAAUGAGCACAGUGGCAUUCCUUGCCUCCGUCGUGGACCCCCGCGUGGCCUCUGCAGCUGCGAAAUCUGCUCUGGUCUGGUUUGGUGCUGCUACAAUAAAGGACAAACUCCGACUGCAACGGACAAUCAAAACUGCUGAAAGGAUUGUCGGUACCUCCCUAUCCACCCUCGAGGACUUGCACGCUGCCAGAACUAAGAUAAGAGCGUGCAAAAUCCUCUCGGACCCUCCAAAUCCCGGUCACCAGCUCUUCCAACUCCUUCCCUCAGAGGAGUUUUCUCGUAUGAAAGAGGAAGUUCCUGCGGCCCUAGUUGAGGCUCACGUGCGGCGGGUGGAGGAGGCGGCGAGGGUCAGUGGGCGACAGGACCCUCUAUAUGGCCUAGAAGGUAGCGGCAUCGCUGGUACUGGCCUGGAGGAAGGCGAGAGACCGGAUGAAAACAAUGAUGAAAGUAAGAGUGACAGCCAGUCCAAUGAGGAGAAGAAGGAUGCCAAGGACUGCAAAGAUGGCGCAAGCGAGGAAGAAGAGAAGGUUGCAGAGAAUGGGAAGAAAGAAGAGGAAAGAGGAAGAGAAGCUGAAGGCGAGAGGGAGGCGGAAAAAGCCGAGUCUGAAAUGGGUGACGGCGUGAAGGAAAAGGAUGGAAAAAGAGGUGAGGAAGGGCAUAGAGAAGGUGAGAGUGAAGGAGAAAAGAAGGCCAAGGUCGAGCGGGAUGUGGGUGAGGGCAACCUUGCCACUGCUGCUGCGUCUGCGCUCGCUGCAGCAGCCGUCAAAGCUAAGCACUUGGCUGCCGUGGAGGAGAGGAAGAUCAAAUCUCUGGUGGCACUCCUGGUGGAGACUCAAAUGAAGAAACUAGAGAUCAAAUUGCGACACUUUGAGGAACUGGAAACCAUCAUGGACAGAGAGAGGGAGGCUCUAGAGUACCAGCGACAGCAGCUUCUGGCCGACCGUCAGUCGUUCCACAUGGAGCAGCUCAAGUACGCCGAGAUGAGAGCUCGCCAGCAGCACUUCCAGCAGAUCCAGCAUCAGCAGCACAGCCAAGCCGGGGGUCCUCAUCCCCCCCAGACCGCUUUGGGCUCCCAAGGCUCGGCCUCGGGCCAGCAAUCCGCCAGCACGCCGGCGCCGCAGCCAUCCCCCAGCGCCACGGGGCCGGGUCCGGAGUCUCAACCGCCUCCGGGUGCCCACACGUCACCCCCGUGUCCCCCAGGCCAGACCGUGUCUGGCCACUCCAGCUCCAGCAGUGCCCCUGCACUCCACGAAUCCAACACUCCUGUACCAGCCGAAACAGUCCAUCCCUCUGCUUCAGUUCCACCUUCACAGUGAGAGAUGAAGAAUUGCCUGAUGAAUGACACUGACCACUUUCAAUACGGCCGCUAGUAUCUCAAAAAAAAAAAAAAAAAACAUUUUCAGUUUUCUUGUCGAACAGACAAUUGAUGUGAGGGACAAAAUUAAAAAAGGAGACCAACACUUGACAAGAAUGAUAAAUUCAGAUGAAUAAUUUACUGUUGGUUGUCACACUACAUGAUUUUACAUUUCUGGAGAACUAUGAGGGUCUUAACGUUUGUGCUGGAGGAAGAGAAGAGUCAUCUUGUGGCUUUUAUUUUCUACACCAGUCCAUAGCAGCUAAUUCAGUCUCAAGUCUUAUGGAUGACUCCCGAGUUCCCCCUUUGGUACUAAUUGACAUAUACAGUAUGUAAGAAAAAAAAUGCACUUUUAAUCUUUCCUUGGGUCUCAUUUUAAGACUUGAAGCAUCCAUGAAAUUGAACUUAAGCACUUAUAUAACUCUUUUGCUGUCUUAAAUACCUUUUCAUAUUAAAGAAUUGAUUGGAACUCUCCUCUCAAUUAGGUGGACACUGAUGGACACAUUUUCAUAAAUAUGUUACAUGAACAUUGUCUGGAUGCCAUUUGAAACAAUGUACUGUAUAGGGGAUAUUCUGUUACAAUUCCCAUGUAUUAGUAUGAGAACUGAUUGCAAAUACUGACAAUGUGUCCUCCAGUACUUCCUGGAGACAAGAAAAACAUUUACCUUUUCAAGUACUUUAAUAAUAACGUUCCAGCACUUGGAGAGUAAAAAUUAUAUACCGAGGAACUUGAGAUGGUGUGAGGAAUGUAGUGCUGUCUGAAAGGAAUGACAGAAGCAGCAACUGCAAAUUUUGUCAUCAUUUGUGUCUAUUGCUAAACCAAAACGUUUUUUUUUAAAUCAUGUUAUCUCACACUUAUUCAGUGAGUUUUAAUUGUUGUUGUAUGGGAAAUGAAGAGGAUUGGCCGGUUCAUUUGAAGUUACAUAAUGAAGAAGAAAAACAAAAGGCAAAGGAAAAUUGUCCUUUGGUAUCGGCAAUAAUAUCCUCACUUUUUAUCCUAUCAAUUUUUAUAUUUUAUAGUCUGUUUUUCCAUCAUCUUUCUUUGAUAUCAACAUUGUAACGGAAUAUUGUUAACUUUGUAACCUCUAGAUACCCUUUGUGUGAUUGUCAGAAUGUGUGUAAAGGCAUACCUUGAAGAUCUGGUGACUUUCUUACUACCAUGCAGUUUUAUUUCCAGUGCCAUUCUCUCUCUGUGUGUGUGUGUGUGUGUGUGUGUGUGUGUGUGUGUGUGUGUCGGCUGUGUGUCAUGAAGUAUAACCCUGUCAACAGGUGAACUUGUAUGUUUUGUCAGUAUUUCACAGCUCACCUGAGCUGUGAGUAAAGUUACCGACAUCUGUGUUAUGAGUACAUUACAUGGACUUUGUGAAAGGAAAUACCGCUUUUAUGCGUGUGUUCAGUUCCUGUCUGUUUACACUCUGCUGAAGGAAGCAGCUCUUGCAUUGGUUAUUACAAGAUGUCCAUAUGUCCUCAGUAACUCAUCAAUUUAAUGUGUGCUCAAUCUGGCAGUUUGGAUCUCAAAAUCUGAAGAGGUUUUAAUUACAUAAUGUUGAGGAAAAAAAAUAAAAGAAUGUAAAAAGCA
Molecule: messenger RNA, 4954 nt
Organism: Phycodurus eques (leafy seadragon)
Lineage: Eukaryota; Metazoa; Chordata; Actinopteri; Syngnathiformes; Syngnathidae
Gene: smarcc2
Product: SWI/SNF related, matrix associated, actin dependent regulator of chromatin, subfamily c, member 2
Exons: 27
Coding region: 17-3337 (1106 amino acids)
Biological process (GO): positive regulation of DNA-templated transcription
Cellular component (GO): SWI/SNF complex; nBAF complex; npBAF complex
Molecular function (GO): nucleosomal DNA binding; histone binding
Source: RefSeq, a predicted model, not a curated record